Xiphophorus couchianus (Monterrey platyfish) is the source of this 2599-nucleotide messenger RNA. It is a transcript of the gene arf2a, whose product is annotated as ARF GTPase 2a. Bases 143 to 685 code for a protein of 180 amino acids. Lineage: Eukaryota; Metazoa; Chordata; Actinopteri; Cyprinodontiformes; Poeciliidae. Gene Ontology annotation, molecular function: GTP binding; GTPase activity. The record is from RefSeq and is a predicted model, not a curated record. The transcript has 5 exons.
CAACCACCAAUAAAAAUCAAUAAGAAGAAGAAGAAGAAGAAGAAGAAGAAUCGGGGGAGGAUGACGACAACCGGAAAUCGCCAUUUUCCAGUUGAGCAGUAACGGAAGAAAGCUCGAGAAACAGCUACAAAGGUACGCCAAGAUGGGGAACUUUUCCAGCCUCUUUAAGGGACUGUUUGGAAAGAAAGAAAUGCGAAUUCUGAUGGUCGGACUAGAUGCUGCCGGUAAGACCACCAUCCUGUACAAGCUCAAACUGGGAGAAAUCGUUACCACCAUUCCUACCAUCGGUUUUAAUGUUGAGACUGUAGAAUUCAAGAAUAUCAGUUUUACGGUUUGGGAUGUUGGUGGCCAGGACAAGAUCCGGCCCCUCUGGAGGCAUUAUUUCCAGAACACACAAGGCCUUAUCUUUGUAGUGGACAGCAAUGACAGGGAGCGAGUGGGUGAAGCAAAGGAGGAGCUGAUGCGAAUGCUGGCAGAAGAUGAACUGAGGGAUGCCGUGCUCCUUGUGUUUGCUAAUAAACAGGAUUUGCCAAACGCCAUGAACGCAGCUGAGAUCACUGACAAGCUGAGCCUUCACUCUCUCCGUCACCGCAACUGGUACAUCCAGGCCACAUGCGCUACCAGUGGAGAUGGGCUGUACGAGGGUCUGGACUGGCUUUCGAGCCAGCUAAGGAACGCAAAGUGAUCCAUUGUGCCGCGUCUCCAUCUGCCAGCUCUGCCUGCAGUGUUUCUGGGAGGCUGCACAUGGCCUAGAUGUACUUCUUUAUUCUCCUCUUUCCUCAGUUUCCUUUAAUUUUUAAAUUUUUUUUUUUUUGGAGCUUUGGCCAGUGUGCCCCGACAUCAGUGUACUGUAUGUGCGUGUUUGUAUAAGUAUUUUUGAGUGAAUGAAUGAAUGUGCGGAAGUGGCAGCAGUACUGCUGUGCCUUGAACACAGUUAGCUCUCAGUCACUUCUCAUUCCUCCAGUGCCAGCACACCCAAAGGCUGCUGGUAUCUGUAAAGCAAAAAGCAAUGCACGAUGCUGAGUGCUCUGUCCUCGUAAAAAGAAUGUCUAAGAAAAAAACCCAAAAGGUAAUAAUUCAGUUUUUUAUUUGCUGGGAGCUUUUUCAACAUGAGUUUAUUUACCUAGAAAAAGAUGCUGUCAUCUUAACAACCUAGAACAGUUGAGGAUGAAAACAAAUUUUAAAUGUUGCUAUAUAUUUAAGAUCAAAGACAUAAAAGCACGAAACAACCGUUUAGUUUUAUCUUUUAACUUCAUAGUUUGCAGGUUUCUAGUGAUCAGAAUGUAAAUGUAUUCAGUGCCAAUUUAUGUGAGAAUGUUCCAAUGGCGGAAACUUCUUCCAUUCAGUUCAGACACGUGUCUGAUAUUAAGUAUUUCUUUUUGGCCUUGUUUGUCUUUUGAUUAAAUCGUAUUUGUUCCGCGUAAAAGAUCCACUGCGACUGGAUCUGGUGACGGCAAUAAAUGUUGCAGCGCAUGUUUACAUAUCUGGAGGAGUGUUAACUAUUGCAUGGUUUGUAACCUUAAGGCUUGUGUGGGUUUCAGCUCCACAAAGCCAACUGCUAUGACAACUUGCUCCCACUCUGGCUCUUUAUUUAGAAGUAGAUUUCAUUUGCUCUUGUAAGUACAGUAGUUCAUUGGUUAGGGUCUGAUGAUUUUAGCUAUUUUAUUGUUACUGUUUUUUUCCCCCAUGUAUUUCCUAGUUUAUCUUAGUCUGAGCUGCCGGGUGUGCUGUCCUUUUGAGUAUAACGCUCUCGGGACCAAGUUAGUUGCAGAAUAGUCUCAUUAUAUUCUGUUUUGGAUGUGUCUGCAUUAGGAGGUUUGCAAGUUCCUUUUUUUUCUGUUUUCGUUAUUACUGUGUUAGAUGGUACAUGUUGAAUAGGAAGUGUAUAAAUCAGCCUUACAAAUACAUAUUUAGUGCUUCAAGCUUCUUGCUUCAGGGCAGAGUUACUUCCUCUGUUCAUUUACAAGAAAUGAUUUGACCGUAUUUUACAGCCACAUCAGCUUGCAUAAUACGGACUUGUGUGAUGACAGCUGUUUUAUCUCUCAGCCAUGGCAGUGAACUCACAUGCAGUAACACUCUCCAUUGCUCUACACCAGCAGAUAGUUGAAUGUGCCAGUUAGUUUAACCAGAGUAGUCACUCCAAUUUGCUCCAAUGUCCUCUGCUAUGAGAAAUAAAAUCAAUCUUGAACAGUACACACUGAGUGAAGAUGACUGCACAGUUAUGUUACACUGACCUCAGAAGGGAGCUUCAGGUUUCGUUUUUUUACGACUGAAUAUUUCAAUGUUUUGGGAUUAUUAUUAUUUUUUUUUUACGUUGUAAUAUCUUUGUACUUGCGUCGCAGUAUAUCUUACAAUGGUUUAGUCAAGUUGAAAAUGGAAAGAAUUUGAAAUUAUAAUAAACUGUUAUUAAACUGUUAACUUGAUGUCUUUUAUCAUCUAUUUUGGUCAGAUGUGAAGCUUUAAUUUGCAGUAUCAUUUCUGUACAAAAGACUUGUGUUCAUAUUUCUUUCUCAUUUUUAUGCUUUUUUUAAAAUAAAAAAAACAAACUUGUCCUGUAAUACCGAAUAAAUGCACUAUAAUAAAGAGAAUCUCUAUUGUA